Messenger RNA from Anarrhichthys ocellatus (wolf-eel), 2226 nucleotides. RefSeq names its product transmembrane protein 154 (gene tmem154). The record is from RefSeq and is a predicted model, not a curated record. The transcript has 9 exons. Bases 151 to 759 code for a protein of 202 amino acids. Lineage: Eukaryota; Metazoa; Chordata; Actinopteri; Perciformes; Anarhichadidae.
ACAUCCGAGUGAGUUAUCUGAGUGAAUCUGAGGGUGUGUUUGUGUGUGAGCGAGUCUUUUUUUUUCUUUUCCGUCCUUUUAACAUGUUAAGUCAGAUCAGGAAGUGUGAUGCUGUGACAGUAGAGAAGGAAGUGUGCACACAAUGGCACUAUGUUUGUUUCUGGGACUGGUAGCAUGAGAGGGCCCCGGAUGAAGACCCCUCUGCUGCUGCUGCUGCUGCUGCUGCUGACCACUCUGACUGGAACAGUGUUGUGCGAAAAUGAAGAUGAUGGUACAGACACUGAGACACAUGACGAGGACACAGCUGAUGAGCAAGUUGAAGAAACAGACCCAUCUUAUUAUGAUGCCACUUCAGCACCGGACCCCACAGAGCAUUACAGUGACUCAGAACAGACCACCUCCCCCCAAGAUUAUGAGAGUUCAGAAACCACAGUGGACAGCAAUGUUACGGGUCCAACCGACGUACCAGAAGAGGAGGAGGUUUUGAGUCCCAUCGUCAUCCUGAUCCCUGUGGUGCUGGUGGUCAUUAUCAUCGGCAUGAUAGUUUGCGGUAUUUUCAUCAACCGCAGGUGGAACGAAAAAGUGAGGAAUCAAGAGCUGAGAAAAGAGGAUCCAUAUUUGGAUGGGUCCAGUACAGAGAAGGUGCCAAUGCCCAUGUUUGAAGAAGACGUGCCCUCUGUGCUGGAGCUAGAAAUGGAAGAGUUGGGCCAAUGGAUGAAAGAGGAUGUUGAACCUGCAGAGGACUUUAAACAUGCAUGAAUCUAUUUGUGGUCAACAAAGGACGCUCUCCAGCCAUGCAAGAACACACAGUUAACAAUGUGUCAAUGACAACGUGGCCGUUCUGACCUUCUCUACAAUAAUCCAACUGUGACGACAGCAACUAAAUGUGACUGCCAGGGAACACAACACUUAAAGGACACUAGAUAACACUUGAAGGACACUAGCAAACAUUAUUUUCAUUUUUAAAGGAUAACAUUACCAGCAACUUAUUGUCCCUGAAAGUAUUCAGUGGACAAAGAUUGGACUUAAACUUGUUGAAUAGUGGCUCUUUGAUCAGUGUUGUGCCUUUCAUGUAUUGCUGCAUUGCAUUACAUUUAUUUAGCGGACGCUUUUAUCCAAAGCUACUGACAAAAGGUGGAUUCAACCAUUUGGGUGUAACUCCAAAAAGUGCACGAAUCAUGCUAUUACAUUGACGAAAUAUGCUGAUCUACUUCAAGUGAUACAUUUAGAGACAGUAAGAAGUAGAGAAAGAUUUUAUGUGCCAUGGUGUUGUCUGAACGAAAGAGUUUUCAGUCUGCGAUGGAGGAUGUGUAGAUGCUUUGCCUGUUUUCAUUGUAUUGUUGAACUGUCGAGAAGUCAACGGCUAUAAUCCACGGAAAUGCGCGGUAUUUUCUGACCAAAUCCAUCAAACAGGGUGAAAAGUAUUUAGAUUAAACUUUUAAAAAUCACUGUGCUUCUGCAGAUUCAUACUGUGGAGUAUGUGGUUAUCUUAGAGCGCAUUAGGCCGGUACUCUUCUCGUCUUCACCACAGACAUGACUGUUUCUGCUGAUGGCUUCUCUUUAGCUCAAAGCCUCUUUGUUGUAUUACACUGUGUGACUCCCUCCAGCUGCAGGUUUUAAUGGGGAAAUAUCCUGUUGAAGAUUGCAGGCAUGCAUGACAGAGAAGGCCACUCCUUUUCAUGCCUGUGCAGAGCUGGUUAGGACUGAGUGUUUUUCAUGAAUUCUCUAAGUGUGAAAGCAGUUGCACUCAUUUCUGAGUCUUUUGAUAAAUUAUUACCCGUUGCUGAAGCAGCUUUCAAAAAGCUGCUGCUGUUAAGGUUUUCAUCUCACCAUACAGUAGAUAAUAACUAUCUGACUGUUUUGUUUCAGGUUUGGGAUAAAAAGUGUUGCAUCUAAGCAGUCAUGACUCAUGAGAGUGCCACUCUCUGAACGUGUCAGUCAGUAUUUUACAUUAUCUUGCACUAUAAGUAUGAGAAUACAGUAUACCAAAAGAUAUUAUUUUCAAGGAAUGCCUUUUGUAAAUAUUUCAUAUGAGGCUGUUGUCUUGUUGUUUUGCUGAUGAAGCUUUGAACGAAAUUUCGUUAAAUAAAAUCUCUUGAAAAAAAUCACGAUGCCAGUGUGCCUCAGGGGAUGGAUAUGUUGCUUUGCUUUUAUAAUAUCUCCACAACUAUUGGAUGGAUCGCCAUCAAGUUUAGUACAGACAUUCAUGGUUCCCAGAGGAUGAAU